This is a messenger RNA of Echinops telfairi (small Madagascar hedgehog), 455 nucleotides long. It is a transcript of the gene PPBP, whose product is annotated as pro-platelet basic protein. The transcript has 3 exons. The coding region runs from base 1 to 360 and encodes 119 amino acids. The record is from RefSeq and is a predicted model, not a curated record. NCBI's taxonomy places the organism in Eukaryota, Metazoa, Chordata, Mammalia, Afrosoricida, Tenrecidae. Gene Ontology annotation, biological process: neutrophil chemotaxis; inflammatory response; chemokine-mediated signaling pathway. Gene Ontology annotation, cellular component: extracellular region. Gene Ontology annotation, molecular function: CXCR chemokine receptor binding; chemokine activity.
AUGAGCCUCAGACACAACACUGCCUCUUCUUGUACCGGUGUCAACCCAUUUGGAACCCUACAGGUGUCUCUGCUGCUGGCCCUGCUCCUGACUGCACUAAUUCCCUGCGCCAGCCGACAAAUUAGCAAUGAAGAAGAUUCAUUAAAUAUUGAACUGCGCUGCACGUGUGUAAAGACCAUAUCUGGAAUUCAACCCAGUUAUAUCAAGAAUUUGCAGGUGAUCCGGAGCGGACCCCAUUGCCACAAAGUUGAAGUGAUAGCCAUAUUGAAGGAUGGAAGGAAAAUCUGCCUGAACCCAGAAGAUCCUAGAAUCCUGAAAAUAGUGCAGAAAAUUUUGGAAGAUGCUGGACCAGCUGCUUAAUCGUCUCUUUACAUUUUCUUUAUUCCUUUUUUUUUUUUAACCGAAACCUUUUAUCCCCCAGAAGGAUUGGGUUUAUAAAGUGUUGCAUUUCUAAA